UUAGUGUUCCAGAUAACUAUCAUCACAUCACAUUUUACAUAAAUUUUUGUACUUUUAAAAAUUCAAUAUUUGUAAAAUGCCAAUACCUAUAAAGAUUGGAAUUAUAGGGGGUUCAGGUUUUGAUGAUCCCGAUAUAUUCAAAAAUAGAAAAGAAAAGAACGUUUGUACUCCAUUUGGUAAACCAUCAGACGUUUUAAUUUUAGGGGAGAUUGGAAAUGUACCCUGUGUGCUACUGGCAAGGCAUGGACGUUCACAUGGUAUAAUGCCAGGAAAUGUUAAUUACAGGGCUAAUAUUUGGGCAUUAAAAGAAGAGGGUUGUACACAUAUACUUGCAAGUACCGCAACUGGUUCAUUACAAGAGCAUCUUGACAAAGGAGACAUUGUGAUUUUAGAUAGUUUUAUUGAUAGAACAACAGGCCGCAAACAAACUUUUUACGAUGGAGAGCCAGGCCACCCUAACGGUGUGUGUCAUAUACCCAUGGAGCCUGCUUAUUGUCCAAAAACUAGAGAGGUGGUGAUUAGUGUUGCUGAAGAACUCAAUAUUAAAGUACAUAAGAAAGGUACUGUUGUAUGUAUUGAAGGUCCUAGGUAUUCGAGUAAAGCCGAGAGCAUGAUGUAUCGAUUAUGGGGAGGAGAUGUUGUUACUAUGACGGCAGUACCUGAGGUGGUUUUGGCAAAAGAGGCUGGAAUAUGUUAUACUUCUAUUGCUUUAGUGACUGAUUAUGACUGCUGGAAAGACUCUGGCGAUAAGGUUUCUGCCAGCGAGGUUGUGAAAACAUUUAAAGAAAAUAUUCGUAAAAUAGCAUCAUUAAUAACAACUGCUAUUCCAAAGAUUGCAAGUUUAAAUUGGGAUCAGACAAUUACAGAAUUAAAGGAAAUCGCCGAAGGUAGUCGCCAAGUUAAUUAAUUAUCAUACUUUUAUCCUUUUAAAUUGAUGGUAUUGAUGGUAUUGAUUCAAAUAUUUAUAAACAUAUUUAAUUAAUAGCUAUUCUAUCUCUUCAGUAUUGGGAUAUAUAUACUAUUGAUACAUUUUGAAUUUUUUAAAGAAAAGUUAUGGAAGUAGAUGUCACAUCUGUAUCUUAAAAAUAUACUUAGUUUUUAAUACCCUAUGUGACUUUAAUUAAUUUUUUUUGUUAGUCUUCGCAUAACUUUGGUACUCAUUUUAGUUCGUCCAUGCAAAUUAUUGUUAAGGUUAAUUUCGUAAGUAUUGACUUGAUCUCAUUUUUUAAAAAUGUAGAAGUAAACUUGUUUAAU
Molecule: messenger RNA, 1254 nt
Organism: Anoplophora glabripennis (Asian longhorned beetle)
Lineage: Eukaryota; Metazoa; Arthropoda; Insecta; Coleoptera; Cerambycidae
Product: S-methyl-5'-thioadenosine phosphorylase
Exons: 4
Coding region: 77-907 (276 amino acids)
Biological process (GO): nucleoside metabolic process
Cellular component (GO): cytosol
Molecular function (GO): S-methyl-5-thioadenosine phosphorylase activity
Source: RefSeq, a predicted model, not a curated record